This is a messenger RNA of Anoplopoma fimbria (sablefish), 2173 nucleotides long. RefSeq names its product mitochondrial ribosome recycling factor (gene mrrf). The record is from RefSeq and is a predicted model, not a curated record. Lineage: Eukaryota; Metazoa; Chordata; Actinopteri; Perciformes; Anoplopomatidae. Gene Ontology annotation, biological process: translation. The transcript is spliced from 7 exons. The coding region runs from base 90 to 863 and encodes 257 amino acids. Gene Ontology annotation, cellular component: mitochondrion. Gene Ontology annotation, molecular function: ribosomal large subunit binding.
GUUCCAAAGUGUCGGCGCUUGAUGAUGACGACAUAGAUGUCAAAUGUGGCUUUUCUCAGCUACCAUGCCUCUGUAAAACGCUGUAAAUCAUGGCUGUGAAUCACCUGAGGCUGCUGCGGCCUCUGCUGUGUCCGUCCCUGUUGCGACAGGUCAGGUCUCCCCUCGUGGCCGGCUCCAGGGCCAGUCAACCACUACUAUACCCCAACACCACCUUCUACCCCGCUGCAUGCAAGAGGCUCUACGCCACGAAGAAGUCAAAAGCCAAGGCAAAGGGCCAGUCAGCUAAGGUGAAUAUUAAUUCGGCUCUGGUGGAAGACAUCAUCAGUCUGGAUGAAGUGAAGGGGGACAUGAUCGCUGUUCUCACUGCACUCAAAGAGGACUUCACACGCAACCUCAGCAUCCGAAGCUCGCCAGGAGCUCUGGAUCACAUUGUGGUGACGACUCAAGAUGGAAAGUUCCCUCUCAACCAGCUGGGACAGGUCUCCAUGAAGUCACCUCAGCUCAUUAUGAUCAACAUGAGCAGCUUCCCAGAGGCUACAGAGGCUGCCACCCGCGCCCUUAGAGAGAGUACCAUGAACCUUAACCCAGAGGUGGACGGGACGAUCAUCAAGGUGCCCGUUCCUAAAGUAACACGCGAGCACAGAGAGAACCUCGCCAAGCUGGCCAAACAGUUCGGCAACAAGGCUAAAGAUUCCCUGAGGAAAGUGCGAUCCAAUGCUGUCACACAGGUCAAAAAGACGAAGGACGGACACUCGGAGGACACCAUAAGACUCGUGGAAAAACAGAUUCAGCAGAUGGCGGACAACAUUGCAGUGGACAUUGACAAACAGCUUGCAGCCAAGACCAAAGAGCUGUUAGGCUGACUGUGACCAUUAAAAGGUCUUAUUUUUAUGAUAUUUUGGUUAUGGCCGAACGUACACACUUCACAAAAUCAACAUGUCAACCCUAUCUUGUUUAUAAUAGACAUGGAUUCAAUCGAUAGUUCUUGCAUCCCGUUCUCACAGUCCGAAAGCUUCACACAGACGAACGAGUCUCGGUUCUGUCGUACAUGUUUUGUCAGAAACUGGGCUUCGGUUCCGGCCCACAGCUCUGGCAAAGAUCUGCUCCUCGCUGCUGGGCGAUAUCUGUGUUUAACCGUCAGUACAUAAACACAAAUUGGCAUGGAAACAACAACAACAACGACAGACUGCCAGUCAUCUCCCUCCUCCCUUGUUACCCUUCCUGUCUUCAAACAAACACCGAGCGAGGGAAGAAUGGACUUUUAAUAGGAUUUGUAGGCCUCCUCCUAAUCAAACCCCUUGCCACAAGGGCUGUCUGUUUACGUAAAACAAGCGCACCCGUCUGAGUGUAAACUGACUGCGGGUUUGUCUUGGUGGCAAGAGCGAGGGAGAAAAGGGAGAGAGGGCUUGUUCCAGAGACGGAGGAUAUGAUUAGCGUGUUGCCAAACAUUUGUUUCACAUUGAUUCAAAGUCUGUUAAAGAAUGCACUUGAGUGAAAAAGCCUUUAAUUUUGGCCCAGGUUUAGGAUUGAUAAUAUGGCUGCUCUCUUGACAAUAAUGUUGGGAAAGUAACAUCAUUGAUGGACUCCAUUAAAGAAACACUGCUUUGUACCAUGUGCGUCAUCUUUCUCUCUCUCUCUUGUUUUCUUUUCUUUUUCUCCACUUUUGGUUUGAAGUCGCCCCCUCCUCCAUUAGUCGGAGUGAUAAUUGACUUUUCCUGUGUACGGACCUCCAGGUCCUGGCUUGAGGCACCACAAUUGUCCAUUAGGGAAAGAGGCUUUUAAUGUUGUGCACUUGGCCCCUCUUUGUCUUUCAACAACUGCACUUUUAAAGCAACGGUCAGGAAUUGUAGUACGACUAGUUGUUCAAAGUGGAUCAAUAACAAGAAAUGUAUGAAUGGGAAACCUGCAGAGCCAAAAAACACGGCUCUGCUUUCAUCUAUCCGCUGUUUACACCAGCUAGAGGCUUUACUGUACUCUUAUGUGGUCGUGUCUUGCUCUUUAUCAUGUUUUCUUUUUCUGUUUCCUCUGCUACUGGUCCCAGGCAGCCCACAUGGCAGACAUGUUUAAUUUUAAAAGUUUGCCCACACACUUGCUCUUAUAGCCACCCAUGUCAUUCUAUGAUUACAGUGCUGCAACGACGCAAACUACUAAUUAAAUCUUAUUCAAAAUGCUG